Linum tenue is the source of this 318-nucleotide messenger RNA. The record is from the annotation of a GenBank genome assembly. NCBI's taxonomy places the organism in Eukaryota, Viridiplantae, Streptophyta, Magnoliopsida, Malpighiales, Linaceae.
AUGUCGUGCCCACAUCUCGUCAGAGUAGGAGCCCUCAUCAAGAAGGCGCACCCAGACUGGAGCCCCGCUACGAUUCUAACGGUGAUGAUGAAGGUAGUGAAUUCACUCGAUCUCUCCAACCAGCCGAUCAAAGAUGCGGGCAAAAGUGAGCGCACAUCCACAGCUUUUGGCAUCGGGGUGGGUCAUGUUAACCCCAACAAGGCAUUACACCCUCGGUCUAGUCUACGACGCCAGUGUAAACGAUUAUGUCAACUUGCUAUGCACAAUGAAUUUCACCGCCAAUCAAAUUCGAGCCAUCACACCAUCAUCGUCAACUGA